UGCUGAAUAACUGACAAACGCGUAGCAUUUGCAGUCAGUUGAUUGAAAUUCUUAUAUUCGCUUUUAUUUUUAUUUAAUUUUUCUCUCAUUAAUAAUCUAAUUGCAAUAUGAACUGGUUUGUAAAGUUGUUGCUGUUGUUACUUUCUUUGUAUAAUGUAAUCUUUUCGGGCCACUGUCAAGGUUUCACUAUCAAAGAUGUAAACGUGCAUUUAUUAGAAGACAGCUUCCGCGUUUCAUUGCCUGAUGAGCCAGGUAUCAAAUUUGUUGGUUUUAAUGUCAAUGUUAAUCGAGAAUUUAAAAAUUUCGAGGCUGGCCAGUAUACAGCGGGUGUUCUCGCGGCCGCAAAUGAUGCGUGGGGGUUCGAAGUUAAACGCAAACUGCGGAACAAUGAUGUUGUCCAUGUUUGGGUCGGUGUACAGUUUGAAAAUCUUAUUUAUCGCAACCGUAUCAGCCCUAUUUAUAUAAUUAACGGGCAAGCAUCAUCCCUACCUCCUGAGAUGGAGCAAUUGCAAACUACUAGCAGUACACGAUCACCGCCCCCAUCGCCGCCAAAACCGCCAUCGGCAACUCAAAACAAAAAUCAAGGCUGCCAACCUACCAUUACAGAACUUCCCGUUACCAAAAAAAAUUUGUGCCGUGAUGAUUUAAUAUUUGAGGAUAAUUUUGAUGUACUACUCUAUAAUAAUUGGAAUCCCGAGGUGCGAAUGCCUCGUGAGGCUGAUGAUUCAGAGUUUGUGAUUUACAAUAACUCUUUCGUAAUUGAUUCCGGUAUAUUAAAGAUUACGGCACGUCUUAAUCCGGCCGAUAUACGGAACGGUGCCAUCGAUUUGGAAGAAAGAUGUACUGGCAGUUUGACUCAUAAAGAGUGCGCUACUGCCAACAGAUUUCGCAGCAUUUUACCGCCUGUAAUUUCUGGACGUAUAAAUACAAAAAAUAAUUUUUAUUUUAAAUAUGGGCGCGUUGAGAUAAGAGCCAAAGUUCCACUAGGUGAUUGGCUAUAUCCACUGCUAUUACUGGAGCCAAAUAAUGUUGAAUACAACAUGCACUACGAUUAUGGCCAAAUGCGCAUUGCCUUUACUCGCGGUAAUCGCGAAUUACAAUGGCAUGGUUCUGAUAUUGGCAAUGCGCGUUUAUAUGGCGGAGUGGUGUUAACAGAAGCUAUUGAAUUUCGGCACCAAUCUAUGGUUAAUGUCGCUAUCAACACCAUUACUGAUCGGCAACAAAAUUUCGGCGGAGCUUUCCAUAUUUAUUCCUUGACUUGGACUCCUGAUGAGUUGAUAUUAAAUGUAGACGGACAUGAGUAUGGAAGAGUGGAAUGCAAUUUUUCGCCUAUCUAUAAUAAAUCGAUAUGGAAGAGGGGUGCAAAAAAUGCCCCCCUUGACAAAUUCUUCUACAUAACGUUGGGCUUGGGUGCUGGUGGCCAUGGUGAUUUUCCUAAUGAUGUGCAGAAACCCUGGCAAAAUACUGCACCAUUAGCACAAUUAAAAUUCUGGGAACAAAGAGGUGAAUGGAUACCUACUUGGUCUCAUCCUAUUUUGGAGGUGGAUUAUGUUAGAGUUUAUGCGGUAUGACAAAUUUGUUUAA
This is a messenger RNA of Glossina fuscipes, 1584 nucleotides long. Its product is annotated as gram-negative bacteria-binding protein 1-like. The transcript is spliced from 5 exons. Gene Ontology annotation, biological process: carbohydrate metabolic process. Lineage: Eukaryota; Metazoa; Arthropoda; Insecta; Diptera; Glossinidae. Bases 108 to 1571 code for a protein of 487 amino acids. The record is from RefSeq and is a predicted model, not a curated record. Gene Ontology annotation, molecular function: hydrolase activity, hydrolyzing O-glycosyl compounds; carbohydrate binding.